AUGCAAGUUGCUGCCAAGAGCCUGAGCUUGAACUUGCCUGGUUUCCCGAUUGCCACCUACUCACAUGUAGGGUGCUAUGCCGCUGCGUUGCGCCGGGUACCUUCCGUUCGUCGCUAUGGGCAGGCUUCCGGCGCAAAGGCAUAUGGUAUAGAAAGAACGGAGGAGGAGUGGGCUCGCUUGAAAGUUCAGUACGAUAACAUCCAGAAAUAUCUCGGCGGAAAGCUCACGAUCGUGCCUCCGGGGACGCUGGGGACGCCGCGACGUAUUCUUGAGCUUGGGGCGGGUACAGGGGAUUGGGCAUCGCAAGCCGCGCGAGAGUACCCUAACGCCGAAGUUAUAGCUGUAGACAUGGCGCCCCUCCCGCCUGCGUUCGCCUCUCCGCCGAAUAUGAAGUUCUUGCAACUCGACAUCACGCAGGGCUUGCCUUUCGAAGCCGGCUCGUUCGACAUGAUCCAUGCGCGCGCCACUUUGAUGCAUGUCCCCGAACCUGAGCGCCACCUCGCUCGUAUUCACCACCUCCUUGCUCCCGGAGGUCAUCUCGUUACCGGAGACUACGACACACGAGGCGACUACGCGCACAACGCGCCCAUGCUGGUUGAGGUGGCGAAACGACUCGAAGUACAAUUGCUAGCCAAAGGUGUCCUUCCCCACUUUGCCACGAAGGCUGGUGGAAUCCUACGCGCCACGCAGGCCUUCGACGAGAUCACAGUGAAGACCGUAACCAUCCCGUUCAAUCCAUCCCGAGUCAAAUCCGACCCUGCCUUACGCGCUUUCACUGAAGCCCUGCGCGAAUCCUUGGUAGCCGUCUUCCCAGUGUGGCAUGAUGGAGUGGUAACACCGGAGGAACACGAAGCCUUUCUACGCGAGACCUCACAGCCGGGCGACGAUUGGUACUGCGAGCACGACGUCGUAUUCACAUGGUCACGGAAGAGACUCGAAGUUGCUCGUGGCGAGCCUUUGGCUGACAGCGAGGAGUGGAACGAAUGUACCUGUUGA
Peniophora sp. CBMAI 1063 is the source of this 996-nucleotide messenger RNA. Lineage: Eukaryota; Fungi; Basidiomycota; Agaricomycetes; Russulales; Peniophoraceae. The record is from the annotation of a GenBank genome assembly.